This is a messenger RNA of Saccostrea cuccullata (small rock oyster), 2233 nucleotides long. RefSeq names its product dynein axonemal heavy chain 5-like. The transcript is spliced from 9 exons. Gene Ontology annotation, molecular function: dynein intermediate chain binding; minus-end-directed microtubule motor activity; dynein light intermediate chain binding. NCBI's taxonomy places the organism in Eukaryota, Metazoa, Mollusca, Bivalvia, Ostreida, Ostreidae. The record is from RefSeq and is a predicted model, not a curated record. Gene Ontology annotation, cellular component: axonemal dynein complex. Gene Ontology annotation, biological process: microtubule-based movement. The annotation marks the transcript as partial.
ACCAACAACAAUCAGUAUGGCGGCGUUCAUUCGGUAAGCACCCGCGUUCUUUACCGAAGUUAUGACACCGAUUAAUCGCUAAACUGCAUACCCUGAAAGAUACAAAAUGGAUGAAAGACAUUGGUGGAUUGCUGGUAAAAUCCAGGAAACCUUCAGAAUUGGAGGAUAUGACAAUCCAACAUUGCUCGAGGAUUUUAUGACCGAAGAGACCACAUUGAAUAAAAUCAACCGUUUUUUGAAAGCAGGUGGUCCAUGCAGGUUGUUUUUUACCUGCGCAAAAGCCGAAACUGGCGCCUUGUCUACCAGAGAACUCAAUGUUACGGGAACGCUAGCCGCACUGAAAGAUGUAGAUUUAGAUAAAGUCAAUAUUUUGUAUUUCUUGAGAAAUAGAGUAGAUAAAGAUGUUGAUACGGUACGGUAUGAGAGAGAUAUUUUCUGUGGCGAGCUCAAGCACAAUACGAUUGAGACGCUGGUCACCCUUCUUUCUGACGUGUAUAACCCCCUGAUUAAGGCCCAGAAGGAAUGGGGGGAGUGUAAUAUGGAGGGGCAGACCAACCUGAGUCACAGCAUGGACAAGUUUCUGACGGCCCUGAAUGAGUCCACGGCUUCCAUGCAUCACUCAAAGCAGCUGAUGCUGAAACAGCCAGAAAACAUUGUCCUGAAUGACUUCAAGCAGCACCGGGCGGCCGCCCUGGAUGUACAGCUGAUUGGUCAGUACGAAGAGCUGGUAACAGACUGGAUAAACACUAUAGAGACAAUGCUGAACGACACGUCAGACGAAAGGUUUAUGGAUCCAAAUGCUGGGCCACUCUCGGAGUUGGAAAGAUGGCGGCGGCGUCAACGGUUACUGACCAGCAUUACAGAACAGCUCAAAAGUAAAGAAUGCAAAGCUGUGAUUGGUGUCUUGAUAACUGCCAAAUCCAGGCUGCUGAAGAAAUGGAAAAAUGUGGAUGCUCAGAUCACUGAUGCGAUGAAUGACACCAAAGACAAGGUCAAAUACCUGGAAUCUCUGAGACGCCAUUUCGACCAGCUAUACCAGGAUGCAACACCGGCCUCCAUCAUCAACAACGCCAUCCCUGGCAUCGUCAACAGCGUGCGCCAGAUGGAUUCCAUCUCCCGGUAUUACGCCAGGACCGGUUUUCUGGGUAUCGUUUUUACCAAGAUCACCAAUCAGCUGGUGCUGGCUUGUAAGGAGUACAUUAAGAACUGUACCAUCACGGCCUACGAUGGGGACGAACUGUGGGUCAGGAUCAAGGAGGAGAUCAGAAACAGGGACUCACUGCCCCUCGUGGACCCCCAGCAGAGGCUGCUCAGGAACCAAGUAGAGGCUAAAAUUAAGCAACAAGGGGCCCUGACGAGAGGAAAAACAAAGGAAGGUAAAGAUCUGGGGUUACAGGACGACAGUUUGUACGGGAGACUGAAGGCGUGUCUGACCCUGCAGGGCUACUACAGGGAGACCCUGAGGUCACUUAGAGACUCCCUGGGACAGACCAACAACAUGUCCCACUUCCCCUCCCUCAGCAGUGUGGGGGGACCAGGCAGCUUCACCACCAGAUCCAAACCAAGCAAUGCCUCCAGAUCGGGCCCGUCCGUGUCUCCUAAGAAGGGGAUAUCAUCGCUGAUGACUAAUGACGCUGGUCACGGCGUGUCGAUCGCUGACGAGGACGCCAUCAUGUCACACAUGGACAGUUUCUGUAACAGGAUCAGACAGCUGAUUGACGUCAUCAACACCCUCGCUCAGUAUAAUAAGUUGUCCACAAGCACCAUUGGUGUCCCUAAACCCAGGAAGGAGGACCUUGUGAUUGACGACGAGGACAGUGAUGAAUACAAGUACAGGAAGUACCGCGAGAACAAGGCCAACAAAUUGGAAUAUGAUGAUGACGACGAUGGCAACCAAGGACUGCCGGGGACGAUCGCGAUUCCGUCGCCUGAGAGGAGCGGACUGAGGGCGAUCAAAGAGGACGAGGAGAACCAGGAGGACAACAUUUCCGAGAUCGAGGAGCUGGAGAAAACGCCCGCCCCCCCCGACAACGGCGACGACGUGUUCGAGUCCGUCAACAACAACAAGGGGCUCAACGAAAACGAACUGGGAGUGCUGAGGCGAUACUUCCCAGAGGAUGAAGAAGAAGAAGGGCCCAGUAUAUCCGCCAUUAUCUCCCAACACCUCCAGCAGAUGACACAGGCCAUGAGUGACAAUGUCACUACUAAAACCAUGCUGGAUGUGGAGUCCAAG